UAAAGUAGGCUAACGAAUAAAGAGAGGUACGUGCUAGUCUAGAUGUGCAUAUUGACUUGUCGCGCAAGUUGUCAACAUCAAGUAAAAAAAGUGAGGAUUGAUUUAAAUGCAUCCGAGUUUGAAACUGACUAAAAAUGGCUGGAAAAUUCUUAAAUCUUUGGUCGUUAAGAAGCGUUACUAAAGUAGUCGCUGUUGUCAUUAUCACAAUAGUCGCUGUUAUAAUUUACGAUACAAGAGAAAUACCACAACGUGUUGAACACGAUAAAGAUGAGUGGGAAAUUUGGAGAAAUGUCGACUUUUCUGUCUCUGUUGUAUCGCUGGCAUUCGCAAGUGUUCUUCUUUAUGGCGCAAUUACGGAAUUUAAAAUGUUUCUUCUCCUAUGGAUGAUAUGGAAUGUCAUCUUAGCAGCAUUUUGGACCGUGUUUCUAGCAUUGAAACAGGACGAACUUGUUGAAUGGGAGAAGACAUUCCGUAUUGUGGCGAUUAUCGUAAUGGCGUUAGCUGAAUUGCCCGUCAUCAACUAUUAUAUUUUUCUUCGAGUCGAACACAAAGAUGGCGACAAAUCUGAUUUAUCUUGGGUUGAAUCAAAAAAUGAAGAAAUGUACCAAAGCUUGAAGGAAAACCGUUCGUUUGUUUCACUAAACUCCAUGUUUAUUGGCGACCUGAACCAAAGUGGCAGUCAAAACAAAGCUUAUCAAUCUGAUUCGGGAAGAGAGUCGAUGACUGAUUCAUCAUCGUUGGAGGAAGCUGUGGAGAUGAAACAAGAUGAAAACGAUGGUAGCGAUGACAAGAAUGAACAUGAUACAAAUGACGACGUCAAUUCUGAGACAAGUUUUGAGAUUUCUGUUGUCGUACAUAAAGAAGAAACAAUCUCGGCUCCGGGGUAUGGGAAUGAUUCCGAACGUGAUGUAGAAGUUGGCAAUACAGACAACAAUGAAGAUACAAGUCAACAAUCGAUGUCAACAAAGACAGACCAACAAGAAGCGACUUCACAACAAGAAGCGACUUCACAACAAGAAGCGACUUCCCAACAAGAAGCGUCUUCACAACAAGAAACGGCUUCACAACAAGAAACAGCCGUGAGUCUUGACAACAACGAAACAGAAUUAUCCAGCAAUAAAACAGAAAAUAACGACGAAAGCAACUCGCCAAACGAAAAGAUUUGAAAUCAACACGAAGAGGAAAUUACCAAAGCAGCAGAUAACAUGACGAACACAAACAAGAAAUACAACCUCACUCUCCAAAUUUAACCUUCAUAUUAGAAAAAUAGUUCGAGAUAAGAAGCUCAUUAGUGCUGCUGUGAUAGAAUGUAGAAAUUCUAGAGAAUUAUCUCAAACAGAACCUUACUGAACGUUGUAGUAGUAUAAUCAUGAAUUGUACAUUAGCAUAAAUUAAUUUAUAUAUAAUUAUUGUAAAUAUAUUCAUUUUCAAUUAAAGGUGUGAACAACACAAA
Xenia sp. Carnegie-2017 is the source of this 1453-nucleotide messenger RNA. Its product is annotated as myb-like protein X. The record is from RefSeq and is a predicted model, not a curated record. Lineage: Eukaryota; Metazoa; Cnidaria; Anthozoa; Malacalcyonacea; Xeniidae. The transcript is spliced from 7 exons. Bases 135 to 1166 code for a protein of 343 amino acids.